AUGUGUUUCUUGUGCCUUUAUACAGCAUACCUUGUCGUGAAGAGCGCUGAAGGCUUAGGAAAAGCAGACAUCGUUGAUGUGGAAUUUUCCAAAAUCUGCCACAUAUAUCUUGGACGACCCGGAGCCGUUACAGCGCUCGUGUUCUCAAUUAUUAUUCUUGUCGGCGCCGUUCUCGCCUAUUUUGUAUUGAUGUCAAAUUUCAUCUAUUUUAGUGGAACGUUGCUGUAUGAGAUUGUGCAUCCAAUCAAUCAAACUAGUAGUAUUCAAGAGGAGGGGAAAUGUAGUAUCUACUGUCAUGUAAAUAACACGUUCGGAUCUCACUCAUCGGAAAUCAACGAUCCACCACUUAUCUUCGGCCUAAAAUUCGAUGACAUUUGGCAGUUACAGGUUAGUGAUCCUUACUGUUGA
Messenger RNA from Cooperia oncophora, 408 nucleotides. The record is from the annotation of a GenBank genome assembly. NCBI's taxonomy places the organism in Eukaryota, Metazoa, Nematoda, Chromadorea, Rhabditida, Trichostrongylidae.